This is a messenger RNA of Panicum hallii, 2695 nucleotides long. RefSeq names its product VIN3-like protein 1. Lineage: Eukaryota; Viridiplantae; Streptophyta; Magnoliopsida; Poales; Poaceae. The record is from RefSeq and is a predicted model, not a curated record. Bases 547 to 2340 code for a protein of 597 amino acids. Gene Ontology annotation, biological process: vernalization response; epigenetic regulation of gene expression. The transcript is spliced from 4 exons. Gene Ontology annotation, molecular function: protein binding.
CCCUCCCCCAUCCCAGGCUCCCACCGUUUUCACUUGGCCUCCCCGUCGCCCCCCUCUCCCUCCCACGCCGCCUGCGCUUGACUUGACCCGCGCCCCUCCUCGUCGUCGUUCGUCGGGGAGAGCGGGCUCGGGCCGCGUCGUUGUUGACGGACGGAGACCGCCCCGCCACCAUAAACCCUCCCCUCCCUUCCACCCCACCCGUCGUCGCCCCGCUCCUCCUGCUGCUCGUCCUGCCGCGCCAAGCAUUGGGGAUCUCGCGGCUCGUUCGUCCGGAGCCGCCGACGCCUGGGCCGGGGACCUAACCCUAGCCGCCGCUGACGCCGGAGGGAGCUGGGGCCGCGCGCGUCGGGACUGGACGGCGCGGGAGGUGGUUGUCGUGUUGCGGAUUGAAAGUACUCCGUGGUUUAAUGCUGAACCACUAAUUAAGAGGGCAAUCAUUUGACUAACAGCUGUCCGAUGCGGUGGAGUUCUUAAUUCGGAGAGACUUACUCAUGCUAAUCAGUAAAAGGAAGGUGGAGAUCUUUCUUGCUUUACUCAAGUGAAGACAUGCCCAAGACACCUCCUGUUAAAGCAAGCAAGAACAUUGAAUCGCAGAAACAAUCUGCACCAAACUUAACAGUAACAAAUGGACAUGCUGGUACGAAGGAAGUGGUCAAUGGUGAACGCCCUAUCAAGGAUGUGAAACGCACUAGCACUUGGAUCUGCAAAAAUUUAGCCUGUAAAGCUGCUAGACCAUCAGAAGAUUCAUUCUGCAAGAGGUGCUCAUGUUGUAUUUGUCACAAGUUUGAUGACAACAAGGAUCCUAGUCUAUGGUUAGUUUGUUCAUCUGAAAAUGAUAGCAAGAAUUGCUGUGGCUCAUCUUGUCAUAUUGAAUGUGCUUUCCGACACAAGAGGGUAGGAUGCUUUGAUCUGGAGCAAAUUAUACAUCUCGACGGGAGUUAUUCUUGUGCUUCAUGUGGAAAGAUUUCUGGAAUACUAGGCAGAUAUUGGAAAAGGCAAUUAGUAAUUGGAAAAGAUGCUCGCCGAGUUGAUAAUCUCUGCCAACGUAUUUAUUUGAGCUAUAGGCUAUUGGAGGGAACUAGCCAUUUUAACGAACUGCAUGCCAUUGUUGAAGCUGCCAAAGCAAAAUUGGAAAGUGAGGUUGGCCCACUUGAUGGAAUGUCAGCAAAGAAUGCACGUGGUAUCGUAAGCAGGUUCUCAGCUGGUAUUGAUGUGCAGAAACUAUGCUCUACAGCAAUUCAAAGAGCUGAUGAGUUGUUGAGUUCUCCUGACCUGCAUCUUCGAGAUUCAUUACCUGCUGCCUGUAGAUUCAAAUUUGUAGACAUAACGUCUUCUUCAGUUGUUGUCAUUUUGAAAGAAACCUCAUCAUCUGACAUAAUUAAAGGUUAUAAGCUAUGGUACUGGAAUAGCAGAGAGCAACCAAGUGUGGAAAAGCCUGUGGUUCUGCCCAAAGAUGAAAGAAAAAUAUUAGUUUUUAACCUAUCCCCAUGCACAGAGUAUUGUUUCAGAGCUAUAUCAUUCACCGAGGAUGGGGUACUUGGCCAUUCAGAAUCUAGGUGCCGUACCAAUAGCAAGGAGAUAUUUUUCAAGCGUGCUACACAGAAUGCAGGAGGCACACAUAUACAAAAAAGAGACAGAAGUCAGUCUUUUAAGUCAACUGGAUUCAAGAUUGGAGGUCUUUGGAAGAGUAUGCAGGAAACUUGGGGUGAAGAGGGCUGUUUUGAAGGGUUUUGUGAAGAUACACAUGAAGGUUCAUGGAGCAGAAGUGCCACAGACACAGAGUUCUCUGGUGCUUGUCGCAAACUUCAUUUCAACGCGUCUUCUGUUCCUGACCUAAAUGUUGAGGUGCCUGCGCCCAUGGACUACACCACUGAGAAGCAUUAUCAUUCAAAGAAGGCACUUGUAAGAUCAAAUGACAGUGGUGACUCUGAAACCUGCGCAGUUGGCCGGAGUGCAGAACCACCUGCUGUUGAAUCUCGGCCAGUAGGCAAGGUGAAUAGCGCACUCAUUGAUAGAUGUGAGCAGAAUGGUGCUUCUGCUAUUUGUCGUGAAAAACAGCUUUCUGGAACGACAAGGCAGUUGGAUGGGAGUUAUGAGCAUUGUGUGAAGGUAAUUAGGCAGUUGGAGUGUGAUGGACACAUUGAGAACGGUUUCAGGAUGAAGUUUUUGACUUGGUAUAGUCUAAGAUCGACAGACCAGGAGCGCAGGGCUGUGACCACAUUCAUCAAGACACUAAGUGAAGAACCAAGCAGCCUGGCCGAGCAGCUCACCGAUUCUUUUGGAGAAAUCAUAAACUGCAAGAAGUCGAGAACCGGUUUCUGCAACAAGCUAUGGCAUUAGGACAAAAGGAUGAAAAUCAAGAUAUUGCUAACUCACUGAUUAUCUGAAUUUUUCCCAGAUCAGUGCAGUAAAAUCUAGUUUAUUCCACCAAUUUGACAGCAACAAAAAGGAGCGUUGGCAAAAAUAGGAAAUUAUUUUAGGCAGCAAAUAGCUUGCACUGAAAUAAUUCUUUUUUUCCAUCAGGAAGUAGUGGAAACUUAUUUUUCAUUGGAUUACUGGGUGAGUCCUGGAAUUGUUGUAGAAUGUUCUCUUGUUAUCUGUUGUAGCUCCGUGGAGAAAUUUUUGGAGAUGGUUCAUUGACUAGUCUGGUCAUAUCAUCGUAAAUGGAAUUCGAUUGGUAUAAAUUGUUGAUUUA